AUUAUUCCCAAUUUAAAACAAAAAGCACCUCAAAGACUGACAGACAGCCACAGCCAUGCUUUCCCCAACUCUGAAACACCUUCGCUCCUCGUCACUUCCUCUCCCCAAACCCAAACCUAAAAUCUCUUCUUUUUCUUCUUCUUCGCAAUUCUCAGUAUGGUCUGGUCUCCAGAACUGGAGAAACAAUCCACUCAACGAGAACCGCUUUUGGGGACCCAAUGGCCCAGAACCUUUGCAAAACUCGUCUACUUGUGAUACCCAUACUAACACCUCAAUUGGGUGUGCUUCCUCUCUUGCAGAACUUGGUGCUAUUGUUCUUUCUACCCCUGACCCUCUUUCCAAAUCCCUUCUUUCUCAUUUGGCUUUCUCUAAAUGGCGCAAUCUCAAUUUGCCUAUUGGAGUCUGUUCUCCACCUUCUCGACCUGCUCGUCCUCCUAAGCCUCAACUGGUUUCCCCUAAAGAAAUUCCCUCUCCAAAAAAUUCACCUUUGCCUCUUAAUGCCUAUAUGCUUCACAACCUCGCUCAUGUGGAGCUGAACGCUAUUGAUUUGGCAUGGGAUACCGUUGUUCGCUUUUCACCCUACUGUGAUAUUCUUGGGGAGGAAUUCUUCGCUGAUUUUGCUCGUGUUGCUGAUGACGAGAGCCGCCAUUUCGCGUGGUGUUCGCAGAGACUUGCUGAGCUUGGCGUCAAAUAUGGAGACAUGCCUGCUCAUAAUGUGCUUUGGAAUCAGUGUGAGAAGUCAUCUGACAAUGUUGCUGCACGUUUGGCUGUCAUCCCCUUAGUCCAGGAGGCUAGAGGACUUGAUGCUGGGCCACGGUUAGUGCAAAAAUUGAUCGGGUUUGGAGAUCAUCGUACAUCUAAUAUUGUGGCUAGAAUUGCAGAUGAGGAAGUUGCACAUGUAGCAGUUGGUGUCUACUGGUUUCUUUCAGUCUGUCAGAAAAUGGAUCGGGCUCCUUGUUCCACCUUUAAAGACUUAUUGAAAGAGUACAAUGUGGAGUUGAAAGGGCCCUUCAAUUAUUCAGCUCGAGAUGAAGCUGGCAUUCCUCGUCAUUGGUAUGAUCAAUCUUCAGCAGUUAAACAGGACAAGAAUCAGAAACGGGAUACAGAUGACAAGCUUUCAGUGGUUUAUGAGAGGCUUGCUUCUAUCAUCUCCAUGGAGAGCGAAAACUCAAGUUUGAAUAGCCCACCUAGAUAAUGCUCAAUGAUACAUGCACUUUCUCACUCAGAAGGAUGUUUAGUUAGAAGGUUGUCUGAAGCAACAAGUGCUAGGUACUUCUUUUGCCAAUUUGAUUCUUCAGCAUGACAAUGAUUGGUAGUUUAGGAUGCCAUAUGAUUGCAUCUUCCAUCUGAUGUGUUUGUUGUUCAAACAUCUUGAACGUUUCAUGCAGCUGUAGUUUUCCUUAUCCUUCAUUUUUACAUUGAAACUAUGCGAAACUGUUUGUUUGAUAUUAA
Molecule: messenger RNA, 1452 nt
Organism: Mangifera indica (mango)
Lineage: Eukaryota; Viridiplantae; Streptophyta; Magnoliopsida; Sapindales; Anacardiaceae
Exons: 7
Coding region: 56-1195 (379 amino acids)
Source: RefSeq, a predicted model, not a curated record